AAUAAGAAGUGGGUGCUCCCAGCAUGUCGCCUCCUGUUGCUGCCCCUCACUGUAGGGGUCUGCUGUCGACCUUUCAGUAUACUCACGUGAGCGUUAACAGCCGCGCCACUACGCCGUGACUCGCUUCGCGCUGCCCGGGGCUUUUUGUCACCGUAGCGGCCUGUCCUGUCCUGAAAAGCAAAGUAGGAGGGUUUCCUGAUCAUUCUUUUUUUCCACGCUCUUUAGCAACUUGCCACCGCAGGAGGUACUUGAUAGUGGAGUUUAGUAGUAAUAGUGCUUGUUGGUGGUUUGUUCCGGGAUAGCAGUUUGAAGACAGGGCGCAACAGAUGUUUGUGGACAUGCGGCCAGCAGAGGAAUGAGAACAGCGAGGCACCGGCGGCCCUUCCAGCGGUUCUGCUGCUGCGGAGUCGGGCUGCUCGCCGUCUUGUGGCUCGCUCAGGUCGUCCGCUCACCAGCAGAGGCUCCUGGGUGUGAGCCAGGCGCGUCGCGACGGACACGCGGCCUCAUGCAGAUGACUGACAACCAGACUGUGGAAGAACAUCGAGCAGCCAUCCAUGAGUUUCCAGAAGACAUCUUCACCAAGGAGCAGAGGAAAAAUGGAGCAGUAUUACUUCAUGUCCUCUGUGCCAUCUACAUGUUCUACGCUUUGGCCAUUGUCUGCGACGACUACUUUGUUCCUUCCCUCGAGAAAAUAUCUGAGAAUCUACAGCUGAGUGAGGAUGUUGCCGGGGCAACGUUCAUGGCAGCAGGAAGCUCUGCUCCGGAGCUCUUCACCUCGCUCAUUGGCGUCUUCAUCACUAAAGGAGACGUCGGCGUGGGCACCAUUGUCGGCUCGGCCGUCUUCAACAUCCUGGUCAUCAUUGGCCUGAGCGGCAUCUUUGCAGGCCAGACGGUGAAGCUGACGUGGUGGUCGUUGUUUCGAGACUCCUCCUAUUACAUCCUAGCAGUGCUGGCACUCAUUGGGGUAAUUUAUGAUGCUGUGGUCCUCUGGUGGGAGUCCUUACUCCUCAUGACCAUGUACGCCGUCUACAUUGUCAUCAUGAAGUUCAACACUCGCCUUCUGACAUUUGUGACGCGGCGGUUCCGGCACGCCGGGCCAUGUUGCGUCGUGUCGGAUGACGGCAGAGAGGACAAAAUAGCAGAUGACGCGCCGGCCGGCCGCACUGCCUUGGCCCUCUUAAACAAAGCUCAAGUCCAUCAUGAGGAGAGCACCCCAGUUAUCAUGGUGGAUGAACUUCUCAUCCUCAGUCCUCACAAACUCUCCUUCUCUGAAGCCGGCCUGCGCAUUAUGAUCACGCCACACUUCUCGCCUCGCACGAGACUCUCCAUGGCGGGACGUGUGCUAAUCAGCGAGAGGCAGAGGCUUAUCCGGAGUUCCGCUAACUCUCGGGGCAGCGGGGCCAGCCCGGGUUCCGCCCAUAGCCUGAAGAGGACGGGCUCCUGCGCUUUGGAAAACGGGGACGGCUUGGGACACGGUGAUUCCGGAGACAAACCGGAAGCGGACGAAGAUGACGACGGCGGCUUCAACCCCUUGCGCGUUCCAGCCGGCUGCUCCGCAAGGGUCAAGUGGCUCGUUACGUGGCCGCUGGGUCUUCUGCUUUACUGCACGGUGCCCAACUGUGUCGUCCCGCGAUGGCACCGCUGGUUCAUGGUCACUUUUGUGGCCUCCACGCUGUGGAUCGCAGUCUUUUCCUACCUCAUGGUGUGGAUGGUCACCAUUGUGAGCUUCACCUUAGACAUCCCCGACUACAUUAUGGGAAUCACCUUCCUGGCAGCCGGCACCAGCGUGCCCGACUGCAUGGCCAGCCUCAUCGUCGCCAGACAAGGCAUGGGGGACAUGGCCGUAUCCAACUCCAUCGGCAGCAACAUCUUUGACAUCCUGCUCGGUUUGGGUUUCCCGUGGGCUUUACGGACCCUCGUGGUAGACCACGGCUCAUCCGUGUCCAUCAACAACAAAGGGCUGGUUUAUUCUGUCGUCCUGCUGCUGGCCUCUGUAUUCCUCACUGUGACGAGCGUUCAUCUGAAUCGCUGGAGGCUGGAUCGCCGCCUGGGUUUGGGCCUCUUGUUCCUCUACGCGAUUUUCCUGCUCUGCUCCAUCCUCUUUGGGCACAUGUGAUGUCAAAUGGUAGUCGCCUCCCACCAUCUUUUUUACUCAAGCCAAGAGAGCUUAACGUGGAGUCUUUUAACAACUGCACUUUUCAAGAAUUUGAUUUCUUACAGUUCGACAACAGCUAUUUCUCCCAUUUUUUGUUCCUCACUCUGAGCUAAACAAAAAAACAAGCAUACAGUAUUUAUUGUUUGUUGUAGUCUAUAAUUGAGUGUAAUAUUUUACAUGCUGAAUGUGUCAGGAUGGAAACGGACAUUACCAGCCUGUCAACUCGUAUUGGUACAAAUUACGAGAAUAUACGGCAAGAGAUUGCCGUAUGAGUGUUUAGAGGCGAUGAAAACUUUCAAAUAUAUGAUAUAAAUAUUUAAACUUCUGCGAAGUGGGCCCGCCAUCAGAUCAAAUUGAUAUAAAACUGUCAAUCGUUUGUUCUACAAAAAGUUUUGUUUGUGCUAUCGUUUGAGAUAUUUACAAUUCUUUUAUAGGCCAAACCGAGGUCAACCAGGCCCCCAUUUUCAUCCAAAUUUUAUUCGACUUUUAAUUUAUAGUGAUGACAUCAGGCAGCCCCCCAAUCUACAGUGGAAUGGAACCGCAAUGGUACCGUUUGUUUGUGCUGCUAUGGAUUUGUAGAUAUUACACUUUUUUUUGUUUCUUUUUACUGAUGACGUUAAAGUGGAAGUUCAGGAUUUUUGACAUUAUGCUUAAUCUUCGUUUAUAAUUAGGUUGUGGAGUUGAUAUAAAAAAACUCAGUUUAAUUUAUUAGUUUUUUAUUUACAGGGCUCCAAAGUGACUAACUAACGCAAGUCAACAGUCCCCUCCUAGCAUGCAAGCAAUAAAAAGUGAUAGUCAAAUAAAUUCAAAAUGCAGCUCAAUGUUCAAAAAUCCCAUGCAGCCAAAACAAUGUCGCACCAAAUAUAUUAACACUAGAAAACCCAGCAGGGGGCGACUUGGCCUUUCCCAAGACAAACACUCCUAAUAUUCCCUAGCAAUUGCCAAUUUGGCCUCUCCUCCGUGACUCAUGUGAUAGUUUGUGUCAGUUCAAUUCAAGCUACAUUUAUUUAAUUACAUUUACUUAUGAAAUUUGACACUUUUUACACAUUUUUUAAUUGACUUCUCCUAUACUCCACACAUAACGACAGAAAGAAUGGCCCAAAUGUGUACAUUGUUUUGAAGAAGAAAAAAAAGUGUUUUAGAACUGCAAUUUGAGUGUAAAGCAGGAAUUGUGUCCAUAGUUUAGAAGGACUGAAUCAGGGACAUGGAGAAUAGAUUGUGGUCAUUGUGUCUGAAGUUAAUGUAUGUCUAGUGGUUGCAUUUCCCUAUGAACGGCUGUUGUCUGUCCAAAAACGACUUGCCAAUUCAAAAGCACUUGGGUCAUUUUUGCCACCUCUGGGUUUUCCGGGGGAGAGGCCAUAUCGGCCAUUGUUUGGGACUAGUAGGAGUACCAGAAUUCUCUGGGACUUCUAGUGUUAACAAAAAAAAAAAUCAGAGUGCUGAAAAGACCAAUGUGAUAUCCCUCCACCCUGCUUGACCAUGCAGCCUGUUAACUGCAAAGCAGCUGAAUUACUAAUGUUGCUGUUCAUACUGCAGUUAUUGACAUGCAAUGGUAAGCUUCAAUAACUUUAUCCUGAAAACACUACUGAUUGAAUGCGUAAUCGUUUAUUUUUUGCUGUGUGCAUAUUUUGUUUUAUUGGCAUGCUAGGAGGCGACUAUUGACUUGCGUUAGCUUAGCCACUCCAAAAGCGCUGAAAAUAAUAAAAAACUAAUAAACUGCACAUUUUUUUUUUUUUUAAUCAACUCCAUUGACUAAUUAACACCCCCUCCCCCCCCCCAAAUCGAAGACUAAGCCUGAUGUCAAAAAUUCCGAACUUCCCCUUUAACACCACAAAGUUUUAGUAAUCUAUGCCAGGUGUCUCCAAACAAUUCCACAUAGGGCGGCAGUGGGUGCUGGAUUUCAUUCCAACAAAAUAAGGGCCCGUUUACAUGGUGAAGCUCCAAGAAUACGACAAAUUUCAUAUUUGCUAGCGCUGCAGCUAUCGAAUAUUUUAGUAAUCGAGUAAGCGGAUAAAACAUUUUUUUUUGUAGGUAAAGAGCAAUUAUAUAGAUGAGAAAACAAGACAUUUCAUCUAAUAUUGAACCAUUUUCAAUCAAUGUCUUUAUUUUCAAUGUACAUUGUUGAAAACAGCCAACAACCUAAUUGCAUCUCAAAGUGACUAAAAAAAGGACUAGUUCACUGUUUUCACUUAAAAAAACUUAGAUCUUAUAAAAUAUUUCUUACCUAUAAAUGUCAUUACGCUUGAUAAUACACAUCACUUAAAAGUUACAGUGGGGAGAACACGUAUUUGAUACACUGCCGAUUUUGCUGGUUUUCCCAUAUGCAAGCCAUGUAGAGGUCUGUAAUUUGUAUCAUAAGUUCUCUUCAACUGUGAGGGAUGGAAUGUAAUACAAAAAUCCAGAAAAUCACAUUGUAUAAUUUUUAAAUAAUAAAUUUGUAUUUAACUGCAUGAAAUAAGUAUUUGAUACAUUACCAACUAGUAAAUAUUUCGGCUCUUAGAACCCCUCCUGUUCUCCACUCAUUACCGGAAGUAAUGGCACCUGUUUGAACUUGUUACCUGUAUAAAAGACACCUGUUCACAUGUUCAGACAAACAAACUCCAACCUCUCCACAAUGGCCAAGACCAAAGAGCUGUGUAACGACAUCAGGGAUAAAAUAAUAGACCUGCACAAGGCUGGGAUGGGCUACAGGAAAAUAAGCAAGCAGCUUGGUGAGAAGGUAACAACUGUUGGAGCGAUUAUUAGAAAAUGGAAGAAGUUCAAGCUGACGGUCAAUCUGCCUCGUUCUGGGGCUCCAUGCAAGAUCUCACCUCGUGGGGCAUCACUGAUCAUGAGGAAGGUGAGGGAUCAGUCCAGAACUACACGGCAGGACCUGGUCAAUGACCUGAAGAGAGCUGGAACCACAGUCUCGAAGAAAACCAUCGGAAACGCAUUACGCCGUCAUGGAUUAAAAUCCUACAGCGCAUGCAAGGUCCCCCUGCUGAAGCCAGUGCAUGUCCAGCCACGUCUGAAGUUUGCCACUGACCAUCUGGAUGAUCCAGAGCAACAGGAGAAGGUCAUGUGGUCGGAUGAGACCAAAAAUGAACUUUUUGGUCUAAACUCGGCUCGUCAUGUUUGGAGGAAAAAGAAGGAUGAGUACAACCCCAAGAACACCAUCCCAACCGUGAAACAUGGAGGUGGAAACAUCAUUUUUUUGGGGCUGCUUCUCUGCCAAGGGUACAGGACGACUGCACCGUAUUGAGGGGAAGAUGGGUGGGGCUAUGUAUCGCCAGAUCUUGGCUGACAACCUCCUUCCUUCAGUGAGAGCCCUGAAGAUGGGUCGUGGCUGGGUCUUCCAGCAUGACAACGACCCAAAGCACACAGCCAAGGCAAUUAAAGAGUGGCUCCGUAAGAAGCAUCUUAAGGUCCUGGAGGGGCCUAGCCGCAUCUUUCGUGGCACGCCAGACCCACUUAGAGUGUUUGUUGAAGCCAGUUGAAGCCUGGGACCGUGUGCUUUGGUCAGAUGAGACCAACAUUGAGCUUUUUGGCAACAAACACUAAGUGGGUCUGGCGUGCCACGAAAGAUGUGCAUGCUGAAAAGCACCUCAUACCCACUGUGAAGUAUGGGGGUGGGUCAGUGAUGCUGUGGGGUUGUUUCGCUUCCAAAGGUCCUGGGAACCUUGUUAGGGUGCGUGGCAUCAUGAAUGCUUUGAAAUACCAAGACAUUUUAUAUCAAAAUCUGUUGCCCUCUGCCCGAAAGCUGAAGAUGGGUCUGGGUCUUUCAGCAAGACAAUGACCCUAAACAUAUGGCCAAAUCUACACAGAAAUGGUUCACCAGACACAAAAUCAAGCUCCUCCCAUGGCCAUCUCAGUCCCCAGACCUUGUUUUGUUGGCAAAAGGGGGCUGUACAAAGUAUUAACACCAGUAGUGCUAAUAAUUGUGACACACAUUAUUUGAUGUCAAAUAACUAUUUCUUUAUGUGGGAUUUUUUCCCCACUGAAUAAAUGCACUUGUAUUGAAGGUUGGAUUUUUCUCUUUUUCUCCAUUAAGGUACCAUAUUAUUUGAAUAAAAAAAAAUUAUUAGACGCUAAAAAAACGCAUCUUAACCAGGGGUGCUAAUAAUUAUGGAGGGCACUGCAUGUGAUUUCAACUUUACGACGCUUGUCUCAUUUUUUUUUUUUUUUUUUAAUGUUGACUUUUGUUUCGUGAUGCAUGCUUUUAUUUUGAUGCAGGAAGAGUAGAACAGGUUGUACUUCCGCACGCGAGAGCAUUUACACACCACCCAUCCCACACAUUGUGAUUGUUUUUGAUGAUGUGCGGACGCUAACUGAUACAUGCUAAGCGUUUGUUAUUGCUGUAACAGCAGCUACUUGUAAACGCAAAUUUGAAUCGUUGUUAUUGAAGAUGAGACUGAUUUAUUUCAUUUUAGUUUCAUUCUGCAAUUGUUUAUGUCAUGAGCAGCUGAAUAAAGUCAGCAAACCACACGGACGUCUGACAUCAUCAUUUCGAAGCUUAGCUCGCUGUCUAGAUAGCACUUGGCGAGGACAGUGCAGUGACGUAUAAUACAUGUUUUUGAAUAGUUAUUUUGAGAUGUAGGGGCACUUAAAGGGUUAAUUCCGACUUAAGUGGAAAUUCGGGUAGAAAUGAUUCGUAACCCGGGGACUACCUGUAUCUACAAAACCUUUGCAGCACAAACGAUUUUUUAUGUAAAUUUGCAUCUGACGAGGGGCCAACUUCACGUAGGUAUAUUUAAAGAGUUUCACCAGCUUUGAUGAGUUUAGGUUAGUUGAAAUUGUCACAUUGUGGUACGAAAAUGAUGUUUUCUUAAUUCACUUUGGUGGAAUAUUUUAGUUGUUAAGCACAACCCUUCACAGGUACUUCAUGCUUAUAUGAAAUGCAAUAAUAUUCAUGCUGCUCCUUUUAUCGUAAAGGAAACAAAUAUUUUUAAGGUAAGUUCCCGCAAUUGGUAAAAAAAAAAAAUCUAAAUAUAUCUUAAGUCUUAAAUGUUCCACCCAAGUGAUUUAAUUUCCAAAUGGAUGUAUAAUUCUGACUUUUUGUAAAUGUUGAAUCUACUUAGAUUUGUAGCAAUGUGAAUCUGUCUGGGACUGAGUUAUGUGCUUGUUUUUUUGAUGUUGAAAUUAGAUCGUAAGAUUAAUUCCUGCAUAUGUUUGUGUGUAGAAAAUCUUUUGACACGCAAUAGUUUUGUGAAAGGGAGCGCAAAUCAAUUGGAAACCGAGGAUUGAAUGUUUAACUGCUGUUCGACGGCAAUGUGAAGUUUAUCUUCAAAUGUGAUAGAUUACAAUUUUUAUUAGGCAUUUGAUUAUAGACUUAUAUCCUGAGUGCAAUAAAAUACUGCGACAAUAUUUGUUUCUGUGAUUCAAAGAACGGGUAAUAACGCAACUCUUAAUUAGAUUGGAUGCUUCGUUAAGCAACACGAGGACACAAACACUGUCCUUUGUAUUUUUUAUUUUCCUACAGUGAAAAGUACAUUGGGACAUUUCAUUAACCAGCCCGCGAGAAGCGGCCUACAGUGAUCAUACUUAGAAUAAAAAAAAAAUCCAAAGCCAAUAGUUUUGGAGCUGCUCACAAUUCUUUAACAAGCUCCAACUGUGCAUCCUAUAGCAGCAAAUCACCUCUUAAGAGGCUGCAGAUGAUGACUACAAAAGAACCACGUGGUGCUGCAAUGUAGGAUAAAUAUAGAAAGGGGUGCUAACUGCUACAACACAGCAAAGAAGACCUUAACGUUUGAGUUUAUUGGAAGAAGCUGUGUGCGUGUUCCUAAAAUCCUUCAACCCACAACAGCUCAUAACAUUUAAAGAUUUUUUUUGCGUAUUGCAAGAUAUAUAUAUAUAUUUUUUAAAUAUAAAUUUAGUCUGAACCUUAGAGGACUUCAUCCCGCAACUACUUCACAUAAAGGGCCAAAUAUUUCUUAAA
Corythoichthys intestinalis (scribbled pipefish) is the source of this 8069-nucleotide messenger RNA. Its product is annotated as sodium/potassium/calcium exchanger 3. The record is from RefSeq and is a predicted model, not a curated record. Gene Ontology annotation, molecular function: calcium channel activity; calcium, potassium:sodium antiporter activity. Gene Ontology annotation, cellular component: plasma membrane. Bases 356 to 2116 code for a protein of 586 amino acids. NCBI's taxonomy places the organism in Eukaryota, Metazoa, Chordata, Actinopteri, Syngnathiformes, Syngnathidae. The transcript is spliced from 17 exons. Gene Ontology annotation, biological process: intracellular calcium ion homeostasis; calcium ion transmembrane transport.